Messenger RNA from Lottia gigantea (owl limpet), 1164 nucleotides. RefSeq lists its product as hypothetical. The record is from RefSeq and is a predicted model, not a curated record. The coding region runs from base 1 to 1164 and encodes 387 amino acids. NCBI's taxonomy places the organism in Eukaryota, Metazoa, Mollusca, Gastropoda, Lottiidae. The transcript has 3 exons.
AUGGCCACUCCAAGGAAAUCAUUAAGUGAAAAGUUCCAGCAGGCAGCUAAAAAGAAAACUUCCAGCAAACGUCUAAGAACUCCAGAUACUCCACCAGAUGCUGGCCAGAAAGAUGAACAGAAGAUAUUCCAAGAUGAAUCAAACCCAAAACCUGGUGUGUCUGAGGUGAAGAUUGAACUGAAGAAAGAAAUUGAUGCUUCCAAGUUUUCUAUGACCGUCAAAUCACCUACUGAAUUUGAAUCAAGACGGAAUGUUUUUGAUUUUCAUGCAGUAAAAUGUUCAAAGAUUGAUAUGAAACCAAUGGCAAUAGAGAAAUUGAAGUCACCUCGAAGAAUAGUUAAAGCUCAAACACCUUUAAGGAAACUGGGAAUAUGUGAAUUUCGUCCAGCUGAUGUUUCGCAUAUGUCUUUGACAAAGUUUACCAAAAGUAAGAAUGACGAUCGACCUGUCAAAUUUCAGCUAAGCUCAGAAACAGUCAGUGAGUUGGAUGAAUCAAACUUGUCUCCUUCCCCACCAAGUGGAAAUGAAUCUGAACGUAAAUACUCAUCUUCAACCCCUAAAAGCAAGCAUGAUCAAAAUUCAUCGUCUGAACAAACACCCAAUAACAGACGAAGUAGUUUGCUACGAGAGAAUGCAUUCGAUGAAGUGGAGGACAUGUCUAUUUCUUCAUCUGAAUUUUCACCAUGUAGUACCUCAACCAGUUUAAGGCUGGAAGAUUUAAGUGAUGAAGGAAGUAUGAGUGACAGUAAACUACGAGAAAGUAUAGAGUUUAGUGAUGACAUGACAGAGAUCCACAUUCCUGAACCACAUCUACCAAUAAACAAACAAUUACGUAUCGUUACAUCUGUUGAUAGAGCUCUUCAUCCAAGAAGGAAGAGUUCUUUGGCCCGAUCUCUUGGAAGAUCGUCAUCUGAUAAUUUGGAUCACUUGGUAUUUCUGGAAUUUAUGAAGAAAUCUCAGUUGUCAUCUUUUGUGCAAUACUUCCCUUCAACGUUAACCAUGAAAGACUUCAGAUGUUUAACAGAAGAAGAUUUACAAGAUCAAUAUAAAAUAGAUGAUGCCCAGUGUCGUAAAUUAAUCUUAAAAGCAGUAGACAAGGCUAAAGAAGAAGAAGAAAGCGAUGUGGAGUACUUAGGAAGGUUUAAAGACCUAGAUAUUUGUUAA